Leishmania braziliensis MHOM/BR/75/M2904 is the source of this 5073-nucleotide messenger RNA. RefSeq lists its product as hypothetical. The transcript has a single exon. Lineage: Eukaryota; Euglenozoa; Kinetoplastea; Trypanosomatida; Trypanosomatidae. The record is from RefSeq and is a predicted model, not a curated record. The coding region runs from base 1 to 5073 and encodes 1690 amino acids.
AUGCUCGGGACGCUGUUUUUCGACGAGUCACAUGUCAGUACGGCAUUUCGGGCACGUGCGCGUCAGCAAGCGGUGGCCUUCGAUGAGUCGAGUGCAACCAAUCACCUUCCGCCGAUCAGUAACACCAGAGUCUCGGCCCCAGACGACGGCGUAGUACGUCUACAUGACGGUGGUGGGCUCGUGCCAGCGCACAACUGCGCGUUUAACUGCCGUGGCGAAGUGGCUUUGCCCUCUCUUCGAGCCGCACUGCUCUGGUGGCUGGAUGCUGAUGUGAGUGUGGUACAACUGCUUGUCGUGAACGAUACACAUAGCAGCAAAGCCACUCGCAGCUGUCAGUCACGCCUCUUAACUGUUGAGCUGCCUGUCGCUUCCCCAAGCAGCCUCGUAAUAUGCGGUGUGACUCGGAAUUACAUGGGCGAUAAUGGCGUUGCCGUGGUUUGGGUUCAUCGCGGCGUUUCCGGGGAGGCCGAAGAGGAGGUAUUGCUCCCAGGUUUCGUGCAAGUGACAGUGCAGCGUGAGGUGGACACUACCGGUCACAGCAACCUCCUGCUCUUCCCAGACGAGCAAAUUGUUCAAUGCGCACCGCUUUCACGCAUACCGUGCUCCUUCUUCCGGAGCACACUGGCUAGAAGCGGCAGUGCUGCCUGCGUCGUUGCUGCGUUACCUGACGACGCAACGCAGCGCACCAUCUCCAUUGUUGUGCUCACAGAUGGCUGUCGUGUCUGGCGCGCCGAGCUGUUCACGGAUGGCACCACUGCUGUGACUGGGUUUCGAGACGAGUACCGGUACAACCUGCUCCGAUCUUUCUGUGACUCCAACGAGGAGGUGCAGCUGAUCGAUACACGCAGUGUUGUUGCCGACCUGCAAGGACUGGCGAGCCCGGCGGCGUCGAACGCGUCAUCUUUAGCUGAUCCUGACACAGAAGAGGCGAAUACUUUACCUCGUGGAUCCACGUGGAUUCGGCGACUCUUGGGCAGCGGCGGUCGUACAGGGGCGAACACUACCGAUGGCGGAGGCAGGCCCGCCGCUGGCGGGCUGGAUGUGGCGCUGCCUGCCACCGUGAGGAAACGCCUUUACGCUGCUGUCACGACUGUUCAGCAAAGCGGGUUGGUGGUGCUGACCCGGUGGAACGGCCAGGUGGAGGUGUAUGACACCACCAACAACGCUCUGCAGCUGACGAAGGCUUACCCAAUCGGGGUACUACCAGAGGCGAUGCUCCAACCCAUCGAUGACAGCGUUUCAGGUCAUGGUGGGAAAGUGACGGGAGGGAAGAGUAAGCUGUGCACACUACCGCCAGGGCCUAUCGCACAGUGGGCCGCAAGGAGUCCAACAACGCAACUGUUGCAUGUCGUCUCGUGCUUUGGCAGCGGGGAGGGGCGUGCGUGCUUCUGGAGCACACUCCCGCCCUUGGCGCCGUUGUCCUCGAGAAUCAUCGGACUCGAGCAAGCAAGUGAUACCGGCGAAGUUCUGGCACAGCACUGCACGCUGAGCGUGGCGCCGCCAACGCAAUCUAGCUUUCCACUCGCGUGCGCCGUGACGGCAGACGGGCGGAAAAUGAUCCUUGUGAGCGAUGUCGGCACAGAGGAGGAUGGGCACCUGCUGUGCACGCGCUCUCUCGGCGCACUGACGCUGCGUGGCGAGCAGGCUUACGAGGACGGAGUGACAACGGUGGUGCAAGUGAUGGAGGCGGCGGAUAGCCCCGGGCUGGGUGACCUACUGCGCAUGGGUCGCAUGCACGGAUAUCUCUGCCAGGGUGCACGCAUGCAGGGCGUCAUCGCGCAGGAUAAUGCGGUGCUGAUGGUGGAGCGCGGCCCGCAGACGUGCCGUCUGUACACGCUUGAAGAGGCUUUUCCGGAUGCGAUGCGGAUGGCGAACGAAGGAGUGGUGGUCGGUGUGGAUGAAGAGGAUGUCUACGCUACGGCACACGACACGGAUGGCAAUGACAUCAUAGCCGCGUACAUUGACGGCGCACCACUGCUGUUGCAUCGCGUGCACUAUGUACCGCUGUCGGAGACACCGCCGCUCCUGCCAGGCACUGCUGCGCCGUCUGCUACCCACAACAUGGAUGGGUUUGCGCUCUACUGGGAGGGUGUCAACGUUGUACAAGCGUGCCCACAUGGAUCGCGGCUCAUGUCGGAUGUGCUGCAGGAUGUCCUGCUUGCCACUGUCCCCGUCACGCAGCUUGUCUCGCUACCUCGAUUUCUAAGCGAGGCGCACCUUAGCGGGUACACAGCGGCGCUGCAUUGCAACGGGACUACAAUGAAAGCCUUUGUGCGUGCAGCCAUCCGUAUUGCGUUGUCGCCGCCUUCGACGGCAGCGGCUAGCGAGACAGCACACGCGCUUUACUACUUCAGCCGCCUCUACACAACGCACGCUACUCUUGGUGAGCUGCUGUCUCGAAUCGUUUUUCUCACCACCACAUAUCUGGGCUGGCAGAGCACCCACUCUCUUUCAUACGCAUUCUCCUCAGCUGCCGAGGACGACGCCGCAUUGAACACUGCGGGUUGGGCGUCGCACUGGCUCAUCACAGCCCUGGAGGUGCUGGUGGCGGCGUACCACGCUGUGCCUGUCGCCGGUGCUGAUCUAGCCCAGCUUGCCCUUGUGGACGACAGCUUGCGCCAGCCAUCUUACAAGGCCAUUGUGGCGGCAUUGUUGCCAACCCUGGGCAAUACGACGGCUAGCGACAGCGGCGACUGUGUGGCCACUGGUUGGGAGAUAAGUACGCUGUCCAUGGUGCAGGUGGCAAACCGUCUGCUCCACUGCGGCACGCCCUCGACGGCGCGCGCUUGCGGGGUCUGGGUGAAGCAGCUUGUGCACUGCUUCCCUCUUCUGCAGCACUACCAGGUGUUGUCCCUGCUGAGCACAGCAGCGGCUUCUACGCAGUCUGAGCGUACGCUAGUGCUUUGCGAGCAGGUGUGCCAAGCACUGGCUAGAGAGGCACCCGGCGAUGUCACGGCAGCGCUUUUGCUGGAGGGAUUGCUGCUCACGGACGUCUCCGGCCCCGGCUCUGCGUUUCUCCAGCUCUCCCUUGAUGAGGUAGCCGCGUUUCUUACAGCCGACCCAACGCUAGGGCCGAAACUCUACGCCAUCGGCGUGCUGCGUCGCACCACAAUGGUCGGCUCGCUGCACCCAUCUUUGAGCCACUCCAUCACUCACCGGUACCUGUACACUACGCUCGCAACGUGCAUCGAGGUGAUGGAGCGGAUGCAGAAGUGCGCCUUGGCUACCGCGUCCGCGCCGACGCUGGUCCCCUUUCCGCAGCUGCGCCGCGCGCUGGAGGAGUUGCAGGUGGAUGUGCUACUGGCGAGCGCUCUUGCGAAGGUGUCGGAGGGUGAUAUUGCGUGCUGCUUCCACGAUGUGCAGACAGCGCUCGACUUCAUGACACGCCACGAGUGCCUGCCAUCGUACUCAGAGCUGGUGCAGGUGAUUCUCGGCCACAUCGUCGAAGUUGCUUGCGCGUCGCAGGCGAACAUGAAUGCGCUGCUGCGCGCCACGACCCUUGGUGCAGCCCAGCUGGAGGAGGCGCUGAUUCUGCGGUGGUACAACUACAUUGCGCGUCUGCCGACCAAGAGCGCCACGGAGGCGACGGAGGCACUGCGGUACCGCGCCAUUAUGGGUUUACAUCGCUAUUUGAUGAACCGCCACGCCUACGCCGAGUGCGCAAGACUCAUGUCGAGCUUGGCCACGCUCAUCCGCUGCUCGCCACGGCGCCGCAGCGCGUCGGCUGGGAUCUCGGUAAGCGAACUGGCCGGACUGGCACUGCACGCGGCAGAAAUGAUUGCACCUUCUGCGCCUAUGGCGGAGACGGCAGCUGGUGAGCAAGCUGGGACCAGUCAAGUUGCAUUCCCUGGAGUCCCUCAUGACCCAGCGCUGAUGAUAGGCUCGCCGUUGUCGCUAGGGUACUCAUGGCAGCCGUCAACCUCGGCAUCCCUGAUUCCUUUCGACCUCAAUGCAGCUGCUCUCGAUGCGCCGGCGCGUGGGCCUCGCUGGCUGACGCGCACCAACAUUCCCUGGUUGCGCCGCCGCUUGUACCAAGCCCACUGCGAGCGCCAGUUGUGGCGUCGUGGCUGCCUGCUGGACUGCACCGACCUGUGGGUUGAGGGUGCGCCGGCGGACGCCUACCAGGCUGGCGUGGAGAAACUCGUGGCGGCGCUCAUGCAGGCGCGCCUUUGGCCACAAGCCUUUCGCUUUGCCUGCCUGUCUGCUGUGUACGACCCCUGCACGGUGCUGGUCGAGUGGGCGGUGGACCUGCUGCACGCGCCGCGAAGGCACGGCGGCGAAGAAGCCGAGGAGGAGGAGGAGGAGGAGGCCACGCACGCUGACCGGAAUGCGGCGUGGACGGAGCUCAUCGGCUACUGCGGGGAGCUCUCCACUCUGGAGAACCAAUUUUACGCGUACGUGCGCACUGUCACUGAAGCGCUGAUGUGCGACUACUUGCAAGUGCCGACAGCGCUGCUUGCGGCCCACCGAGCGGCUGAUGCCUACACGGCCAUGACAACGCUGUUCCACGUCGCGCUAAUGUUGCGCAAGCAGGUGGAGGCAGCGGAACUGGAACCGCAACGCGGCGAGGAAGACGGAGACAACGAGGAGGAUGCAGAUGAGCUGUUGUUGUCUUCCUCACAGCGAGAGGCUGGGACCACUGCUGCCGGUCACCUCGCCGGGAAGCGAGGCACAAUUUCGCUAGAGUCCAUGCGGUGCAAUGUGUGGCGUGCCUGGUGUGCAGCAGCUCGAAUUGGCAUUGACAUGGCCUCUGAGCGUCAGCUGCGCCGCACUACUGUUCCUCUGUUCCAGCGUUUUGUUGGCGCAGGGAUCGGCGCCGGCGAAGUCAUGGCGGAGGAGGAGGAGGCGGCGCAGAUGCAGCCUGAGGCCUCCGGGGAGCGAAUAGUGCUGGAUGCUUCGUCGAUCGCGCGCAGGACGUUUUCUGCUUUCACAGCUGGAGCGCUUGAUCCGAUGGCGGUGUGCGCGAGCGAGCUGCUGAGAAUGCCAGCCUAUUGCGUCUCUCUCAACCUUGUAGCGCAAGGCGAGACGACGGUGCGUCAAUUCCAAGACAUGAUGGGGCGACCUUGUAGUUGA